AUGUCCCAUGGGAGGGAGCGGAAUGAGGUCCGGGUGCAGCUGGCAACAUCUGUCCAGCUCUGCCUGCAUCCAGAUCAGCCGGCCAAGACAUUAGUUGCGGGCCCCAAGCGCGAGGACGGCAUCCGGUGCCGACCCCGCAGCCUGCAAGCGGCCAACUGGACUCUACCGGCGUCCAGCGUCGUCCGCGCCUACUUCGGCGAGGGCCUAGGCAGCGCCUACACUGUCAGCGCCAUCAAUAUCUCCUUCGGGGGCGAGGACGGAGAGGUUUACCAGGAGAAGCGUUACCUGAGCUGGUCGGCGUUGCUGGGCUUUGGGCAGCCCCCCAAGGACACCUUCUCCCUCCUCGUCAUCUCCAUCAUGGCUGUGGCGCUGGGCACCCCCGUGGUGCUGCUCCUGGUGGGCGCCGUCGUGGUCCUCUUUGCCCAGCGGAAACGCUACUCCGAGUAUGAGCCCAUCAACUGAGCCGGGCAGUCCCCGGAGGGACCGCUGGACCCUCCUUGCCCCUGGGCAGGGGGAGGCAGCUGCCUGCGGGGGCUCCGACGCCUGCGAUCUCGUCUCUGCCCCCCGUCCCUCCCCUUGGAGGAGACCGGAGCAACGCUCGCUGCAGGCGCCUGCCUCGCGUCCCUCUGUCCUGCUGCCCGGAGCCUGGACCGGAUUGUGCUUCUCCCUCCCUUUCCCUUAU
Struthio camelus australis is the source of this 682-nucleotide messenger RNA. NCBI's taxonomy places the organism in Eukaryota, Metazoa, Chordata, Aves, Struthioniformes, Struthionidae. The record is from RefSeq and is a predicted model, not a curated record.